This is a messenger RNA of Daldinia decipiens, 634 nucleotides long. RefSeq lists its product as uncharacterized. NCBI's taxonomy places the organism in Eukaryota, Fungi, Ascomycota, Sordariomycetes, Xylariales, Hypoxylaceae. The coding region runs from base 203 to 523 and encodes 106 amino acids. The transcript has a single exon. The record is from RefSeq and is a predicted model, not a curated record.
CGUACUGUACUUCUUAAGCACGGUUCGCGGACUGGAACGAUAGCUGGUCGAGCAAUCCUGAUAGGGUAGGUAAGCUGGGAUAGGGUGCCCCGAUAGGGAUGCUGGAGCUUGAAAUGUACUAGGUAUGUGCUAGGUAUGUGCUAGGGGGGGUGUGGGACCUUUUCAGAGACACACAACGGUGACCUUGAUUCGAAGGCACUUGAUGCUUGGUGCUUGGUGCUUGGGGCUUGGUGCUUGGUGCUUGGUGCUUGAUGAUCUAGGUAGGUUAGGUGGGUGGUGGCGCGCGAACGCCCUGAAGAUGGAAUUGGAUAGGGUGGACGAGGUGUGGCAGCGAAGGGACAAGCGAAGGGACAAGAGUGGUUUCUUCUUCUUCUUACUUUUAGAGCUCCUUCUCUUAGAUGGAUUCGAAAGCGCGUGCUACCUAAAGCUUGAAAGGUGGGAAGCGAAGAAAGAAGCAACGAGGACAGCUAGACGGUGUAAGAUUGGCGGAUGGGGGACGAAGAGUAAUGCGGUAAUGCGGUAAUGCGAUAAUGUGGUAAUGUUACAGUUAAUGGAUGGGGCAGAAUGAGACGAUAAUGGGUGGCGGUUGGGGGUUUCUUGGGGCGUCCAAAAGGAACAAAGGAAGAAAUAUUGA